ACUCGCCACCGUUUUAACUUGGAUGCACAGCUUGUCUGAAGAAUCAUCCUUUCAGGGCCCAGUUAUGUCGUCCCCAACUGUAGCAGCACAGAGAAACCUCCUCGUUGCGACACUUGUGCUUCUUCUCGUAGCGAUUUCUAGCGGGAACACCAGCAGCAAAUCACCUGUGAGCAAAGGCGGGAUGUUUCGCCAAGACUAUCGCGAUGUGAAUCCAAUCCCUCGGCCAUGGCUACCACUGAGACCAGGACCAAUCGUCUUCAUAAGGCCCGUUCCUCGCUCUCCUCCACCUCCAAAAAGUUCACUCUCGCUUCCGCCGGCACCGAGUCCUCUCCCGGGACCACAGGGACGUCGGAGGACCAAAAAGACGUUGCCAGGCUCACGAACUUGACGUCUUCAC
Messenger RNA from Selaginella moellendorffii, 397 nucleotides. RefSeq names its product formin-like protein 2. The record is from RefSeq and is a predicted model, not a curated record. The transcript is spliced from 2 exons. The coding region runs from base 23 to 388 and encodes 121 amino acids. NCBI's taxonomy places the organism in Eukaryota, Viridiplantae, Streptophyta, Lycopodiopsida, Selaginellales, Selaginellaceae.